This is a messenger RNA of Lentinula edodes (shiitake mushroom), 1807 nucleotides long. RefSeq lists its product as uncharacterized. The record is from RefSeq and is a predicted model, not a curated record. Gene Ontology annotation, molecular function: oxidoreductase activity. The transcript is spliced from 5 exons. Bases 220 to 1740 code for a protein of 506 amino acids. NCBI's taxonomy places the organism in Eukaryota, Fungi, Basidiomycota, Agaricomycetes, Agaricales, Omphalotaceae.
ACAACUAGCCAAUUCUGUGGAAACUUUCUCAAUCAUUCAGCCCAACGAUGUCAGGGCUGUGUCUUACUUGCCUUCGUAGUGCAAUCUCUGUUAUUUUAUGCCGUAUUUGACACAGGGGUCAGUAUAUGGUGGUCUUCGCAUUGAAUCCUGAAGGUAUAAAUACAAGGGAAUCAUGGUACAUAUAAGCAGACUGUCGACAGCGUGAAUUGACUGGGCAUUAUGGCCUCGAAUGGCGUCUCCACUGAUUUUGAGCUCUUCCCCGAGCCUCCGUUGCUUGCGCCACCAAAAGCGCCACCUCGAAUGCCAGGUGCCAAUUCGAAAACAACUGCGGUUCUUUUAGAUAUCCUGAAAGAAAACCAUGCGAAAUGGCAUAUUUUCUUCGACGACGAUGGACGGCACAACCACAUCACCCACCAACUAUUGGCAAUUUGGGCUUUUGGAGCUCACCAGGAUCUACUCCGAGGAAGCUACAAUAAAAACAUACCUCUCCAACGCCCGAAGCCAGAAAACACACACCUAAUUACAUCUUCCAAUUUCAAUGAUCAUCUUGGAGACAAGACAUAUUAUUCCGCUUAUCUCGCAUACUUCGACAACGUCGUUCGAGAGUACAAAGGGGAUGCAGCAUUGUUGAUGGAAAAGUACAUAUUUUCCCCCGAGGUCAAUUUUGCGAGUACUACAGAAAGCGGGCGAUCUCCCCAGAUGCUUUGUCGCUUUCUUGCCUCCAUUCUGCAUCCCCUCAUCCAUUUUGGCUAUGGCGUCGAAUUCGGUCUACCUGGAAUGAUGAGUGAAGGUUUAGCCCAGACCGCUAUUCACGAUGUGUAUAUGGCACCUCUGAUCCCAGAGUCGCUGUUCAACUUCGUUUCAAAUGUACCGAACAACCCAACUACUGACAGUCCACCUGUGCAUGCAUUUACCGUGGUAGCCCGCAUUCUGAACGAUCCUCAGUUCAAGAUUCCCGGGACCCAGUUUUUUGAGACUUAUUACCAGCUGUUGGAUAAACAUGCUAUGGCGUUAGUCGAGUACGCGAAUGAAUGGACUGUGGACGCCCAGAAACUUGCUUCCGAUUCAAAGGAAAUCGAUAGGAAAAUCGAAGAACUCCAAUGGACAAACACAAUUUUAUAUGCUGUGUCAGGCUAUCGAAAGGACAAGGAAUUCAAUGCUGAUUUCAUCUACAUGCACCUAGUAACCUCCGCUCUCUUCCUGCCUAUCCUUGCUGCCGGUCUAAGUCCUACCUCUCAAGUCCUACUCCUUCGGACAUACUUUACCAUCUCUCUUGCGUGGUGGAUCAUUAAUGGACGUUCGCAUCCUGACAUUGUGUCGUUUAUGAGCGCGGAAGAUUCUGUCAAUAACAACCAAUCUCAUCCUAUAGCCCCAGGGCCUCAACCUCCAACACACCCCCAUGCUCUCUCGUUCUCCUCUCCAUCUUCAUCAUCUGCUCAUACCACCACAGCGAUUGCUUCAACACCAAAUCCAUGGCUAUACCUCAUCCAACAAGCUUCGGUCCACCCAGAUGAUCAUUUUCCAAAAUUGAUCCGUGCUCUGAUGCAUUUCGCUGUUAUGUAUGGCGGGAGGGAGGCUAGCAGUGACUCGCAGGUAGAUUUCGCACAAACAGAGCUCCCAGGAGCGCAGAUGCUUGAUGGAACGUUGUUUGUCAGGGCAGCGGCGUUGACUGCGAAAAGGUUGGAAAAUAUUGUCCCGGACGAGUACAUCGCGUACUGGGAUCGGAAGGGGUAUUUUUAGGUAGAAUUGUCAUUCAGUACCGCUUUGAACCGUGAGAACCAUAAUCGUCAUGCCCGUGAAGUUCCUA